Messenger RNA from Condylura cristata (star-nosed mole), 4145 nucleotides. RefSeq names its product TBC1 domain family, member 32 (gene TBC1D32). The coding region runs from base 205 to 2649 and encodes 814 amino acids. The transcript has 22 exons. NCBI's taxonomy places the organism in Eukaryota, Metazoa, Chordata, Mammalia, Eulipotyphla, Talpidae. Gene Ontology annotation, biological process: non-motile cilium assembly. The record is from RefSeq and is a predicted model, not a curated record.
CAGAAAUCUUCUUACUACUCAGGACAAGAAUUACAAUACAUAUAUUUCAUUCAUUCACUGUGCCUCUUAGGAAGAUUGUUAAUCUAUACACAAGGUAGAAAGCUAUUUCCUGUGAAGCUGAAGAAUAGAAAAGAUUCAGUAUCCCUUACAGAUCUGCUUGUUUUGUUUACCCAACUUAUUUAUUACUCGCCAAGUUGUCCAAAGAUGACAUCAGACAGUUAUUCUCCUGCAAGUAUGGUGACUGAAGUUCUAUGGAUCCUGUGUGAUCAAAAAGAAUGUGCGAUUGAAUGCUUAUAUAACAGCACUGUGAUUGAGGCACUUCUUCAUCCUAUCCAUAAUUUAAUGAAAGGAAUUAAGGUUGCUCCAAAUUGCUCUGAAACAGCUUUAAUUCAUAUAGCUGAUAUUUUGGCAAGAAUUGCAUCUGUAGAAGAAGGACUUACCUUACUUCUUUAUGGAGAAAAUAUGAGUUCUUCUGAUGAAAAAAGUCCUACAGGUGCCCAUGUUAUUGCGCAGUUUUCAAAAAAACUUCUUGAUGAAGAUACUGCUAUUUUUCCUGGAUCAGAAAUGUUGCCUCUGGUUAAAGGAGCUUUUAUUUCUGUAUGUCGUCAAAUAUAUGGUACAUGUGAAGGCUUGCAGGUGUUAAUUCCUUAUAGUUUGCAUGAAUCAAUAGCAAAAGCAUGGAAAAAGACAAGUUUGCUGUCAGAAAGAAUUCCUACUCCAGUACAGGGCACAGAUUCUGUUUCUUCAAUAAGCCAGGAAUCCCAAAACAUUAUGGCCUGGGAAGAGAAUUUGUUAGAUGAUUUACUAAAUUUUGCUGCCACCCCCAAAGGACUACUACUUCUUCAAAGAACAGGUGCCAUCAAUGAAUGUGUGACAUUUAUGUUCAACCGAUACGCAAAAAAAUUACAGAUCAGCAGGCAUAAAAAAUUUGGCUAUGGUGUUUUAGUUACACAAGUAGCAUCAACAGCAGCAGGUGCAAAAGCAUUAAAAAAUUCAGGGUUUAUUAAUGCACUUAUAAGUGAAUUAUGGGCUAAUCUGGAAUGUGGGAGAGAUGAUGUUAGAGUAACCCAUCCUAGAUCUACUCCAGUAGAUCCAAUUGAUCGAAGCUGUCAAAAGUCUUUUCUAGCAUUGGUGAACUUGUUAUCUUAUCCUGCUGUUUAUGAGCUAGUAUGCAAUCAAGAUCUUCCUAAUAAAGUAGAAUAUUCUCUUCGUGAAGUUCCAACAUGUGUUAUUGAUAUUAUUGACAGACUUAUAAUUUUGAAUUCUGAAGCUAAGAUUCAUUCUUUAUUCAACUAUGAACAGUCACACAUCUUUGGUUUAAGGUUAUUAAGUGUGAUAUGCUGUGAUCUAGACACUCUUCUCCUGUUAGAGGCUCAGUAUCAUGUAUCUGAAAUGUUACUGAAUGCUCAAGAAGAAAAUAUCUUAGAGACCUCUGAAAGCCACAGGAAUUUUAUAAUUGAUGGCAUAUCAGUAGAGAGAAAUCACGUACUUGUUAGAAUAAAUCUUAUUGGUGGGCCCAUGGAGCGAAUUUUACCUCCAAAGAUGCUACAGAAGAGUGAUGACCCAUACCCUUGGCCUAUGUUUUCAUCAUAUCCUUUACCAAGCUGCUAUCUGUCAGAAAUCACAAGAAAUGCUGAUCUAAAAAUAGACAGUGAUCUUGGCAAACUUUUACUGCACUUCAAAGUCUCUGACAAGCAAACUGAGUGGAUAGAAAACUGUCGAAGACAAUUUUGCAAAAUGAUGAAGGCCAAACCUGACGUAAUCAGUGGAAGUGUUUUAGUAGAAUUACUUGAAAAAUUUGUGUUUCAUCUCUCUGAAAGCCCAUCUGAAUGCUACUUUCCUUUGGUGGAAUACACAGCUACAGAUGCAAAUGUGAAGAAUGAAAAUCUUUCAUCUGUGCAACAGCUUGGCAUUAAAAUGACUGUCAGUUAUGGCAAGUUCCUCAACCUAUUAAAAGAUGAUGCAGAAAAUGACCUUACCUUGGUUUUAAAACACUGUGGGAGAUUCCUGAAACAGCAACAAACUCCUGUAAAAUCUUCUCUUCUCAGCUUGCAGGGAAACUACGCUGGCCAUGACUGGUUUGUAUCCACUUUGUUCUUGAUAAUGCUGGGCGACAGAGAGAAAGCAUUCCGAUUUCUUCAGCAGUUUUCGAGACUUCUGAUCUCUGCUUUCCUUUGGAAACCGAGACUACAUAUUUCUAGAUACCUACCUAUUGACACUAUAGAAUCUGGUAUCCACCCAAUAUACUUUUGCAGUACUCACUAUAUUGAAAUGCUACUGAAGGCUGAGGUGCCGCUUGUAUUUUCAGCUUUUCAUAUGUCUGGUUAUACACCAUCACAGAUCUGUCUGCAAUGGAUAACUCAGUGUUUUUGGAAUUAUUUAGAUUGGAUAGAAAUUUGCCAUUAUAUUGCUACUUGUGUUUUCCUUGGUCCUGAUUAUCAAGUGUAUAUCUGUAUAGCUAUAUUCAAACAUCUACAAAAAGACAUUCUACAGCAUACUCAGACUCAAGAUCUUCAGGUUUUCCUAAAAGAAGAAGCAGUGCAUGGAUUUCGAGUGAGUGAUUAUUUUGAAUACAUGGAAAUUUUGGAGCAAAACUACCGACCAGUGCUAUUAAGAGAUAUGAGGAAUAUUAGAGUGCAAAGCUCAUAGGUCCUGGAAAGCACAGCUUGACUUUAAAAGGAAAUAAAGACCUUGAUUGUCCACACAAAAAGGAUGCAUCCAUAGCAGCACAUUUUGUGACUGCACAUAUUGUAAAUCAAUACUGAGACCAACUAUCUAAUUAUAUUUUUGGCAUUAUCUAUAUAUAAUAUAUACAAAUAGGCAUUAGCUCAAUUUUUCAGAUUUGUUGUUUUGUAAAGUUGUUUUAAAAUCAGAUUUAACUAAUGAUUCCUUAUAUUUAAGAACUUCUCAACCAACAUUUCCUUGACCAGAUGAUUAAAAUAUUUUUUCCAAUAGGUUUGGGAAGAAAUAUCAGUACUGUACAUAAUCAUUUGAAUGGACAGAGUGUCAUGGGAACAAGGCUAAGAUAGUUGUUUUCUUCACUUUUGGUGACUGUAUAUAGAGAGGAAAAUAGAGAAAACCAUAACUACUUAUGUUACAUCCUGAGAUGUGAUUGUUUUUGUAAGAAUUCAUUUUGAUAUUAUCAAUUUAUAUUUUUUUCAUUUGAAAUGUGGUUGUUGCAUGGUUCAUUUAGAAGACAGCUUGGUUAUUUCAUACUGAUAAUCAUUUGACCCUCAGUUGUUACACAUUUUCCUUAGUGAUGGAUUUGAUUUAUUCUGAACUUGAAAAUGUUAAGGAAACUAGCUUGCUUAAUUAUUGUAAAUAACAAUAUUGUUUUCAUUUUAUUUAAAUAGAAGUUUGCUUAAUAAGAUUAAUGUAAUAUGGAAGGGUCUAUUUUCUUAUAACUGUCACAUUUAAUAUAUAAAAGGUAAUACAAAAGUAAAUGAUUUUUCAAUCAGCACUUUCAGCAUAUUUUUAAAAUUUUGGGUAGAGGUCAUUUUGUAUUGCUCAUAUUUAGUAUACAUCAACCCCUAAAAGGCCAUUCUGAAUUUUUUUUCCCAGCCAAAAAUGGCUCAUCUACAAAAUUGUUUUAACUUUUAGUAUAAUAAAACAACUUGCACCAUAUUGUUUACAGUUUUGUGAUAUUUAGGCUAUUGCAACUUAAAUUUCAAAAGUCAGAUUUUGUGCUGUAAAUACCAAUAAUAACUCGUCAGUAAUGGUGUUCAAAAGGGCACCAUUGAGAAAAGAAAUAAGAGCAAGUUAAUUUGACUUAUCAUUCACUUUAGCUUUGAUAUGAGUUAAGUACGACUUUUAGGACCCACAACACAAAUCUUUGCCUACUUUCAAACUUAAUUUUGAAAAGCUUUUCCACAGAAGCUAUAAUAUAUGUUUAUGUAUAAUAUAUGUUCUAUUUCUUCAUUUAGGUAGAAAAAAAAACAACACUGUUCUUGGGUUAUUGCUUUUGUUCCUAAAAACUGAAAACCUUUCAUUUAGACACUUUCCUACUAAUUGGAAAUACAAAUGGAGAAGGAACUAUAAUAAUUUCAUAAUAUUUGCUGGUGGUUUUGAUUGGUGACUGAAGUAAGAUCUAGAAAAUAACAGUGACAUUUUGUAAAAUGGCAUCUAGUGGAGCCAGAAGUCUUUUG